Sycon ciliatum is the source of this 1209-nucleotide messenger RNA. RefSeq lists its product as uncharacterized. Lineage: Eukaryota; Metazoa; Porifera; Calcarea; Leucosolenida; Sycettidae. The record is from RefSeq and is a predicted model, not a curated record. Bases 286 to 1176 code for a protein of 296 amino acids. The transcript has 8 exons.
GGAUAUCCCCGGUGCCUGGCUUCAUAAUAAUUAUUGGCCUCCACGCCGGCCGGGAAGCCGAAUGGUCCGCGCGAAGACGGAACUCGUUUUGCUUCUACCACUACUAGUACUAGUUCUACAGCCGAGCGGUAAUGCAGUGGACGAACACGAUCGAUGUUUCGGACGUAGAUUCUACGUGGUUGCGGUCCUAGUUGCGGAGGUACUACCCUACGUUGUCCCAGCCUCUUCCUGGAAAAGGUGCGCUAACUCUCUGCUUCACCGCCUCCAAGAUUUGGAGUAGAAAGCAUGCAACAGACGCGGUUUGUACCACUGGUGUCUCUUAUCUGCAUUGCUACUGUAAUGUUCAUCUUCUGGACAUCACGAGUCCUCUCGAAAUGUUCGCAGCGCUCAACGCUCGCGAUGGUCAGAGAGCGAAGCAAAGUAAGAGAACAGCGCAUUGCCGCCGAGGAGACUGUGUCUGAUUCACUGGAAGAAUCGCCAUGCUUCUCAGUUUGGGAGCUUCUUAACUCCGAGUAUGAGCUGAUGCACAUUCCAUCUUUUUCCUAUGAUGAGAGUAUCUACAUAUUCAGUACAGCUAUGUCAGUUAGGGAGCAGAGCGUGUACAUUAUGCUUCCAAAUACAGCAGCAGAGCAGUGGCCAAUGAAACAUAAUUUCAAAAGUCAAUUUUCAUGCAGCUUUGGGUCCGAGGCUGUGUCUCAAGAACACAACUACACUCCAGCUCAAAGAGUGGAUGAAGUUGAUGGGCAUUACUAUGUGCUGAUUUGUAGGAUUCCGCAGCCUCUCUUGGAAUGCGUUAUCCAGCGAAGCGGUGUGCAGCAGGCUUCGAAAACAUACAUGGCAAUGUGCCUGAUCGUCAAUCUUCAUAUCCAAUCAAAUGUCUCAGAGAAAGAGCAACGCGUUCCACCACUGAUAGCCAGAUUUAAAGUCUGCCAGCCAAAACAGCACCGUCGGGAUUAUUUAGCACUUUGUGCGCAGCCGAUAACAUCUAGGGUGAGUUGUGUCAAGUCAACUGUCAGCCCUAUGUCAUACUUCACAUUUGGUGAUUUUAUCCUUUCCAUGCACAACGUGAUAAGAACACUGAAUGUAAGUUGUAAGUUACAUGUUGUUGUUCACGUGCAACAGGUUUUUAAACGUCUUUACACUCAUGCCACGUAUGGUGUCAAGCACCGACGCUAGCUGACCUUCGACCAGUCUCCCCAGCCAGGUACA